Molecule: messenger RNA, 1744 nt
Organism: Diabrotica virgifera virgifera (western corn rootworm)
Lineage: Eukaryota; Metazoa; Arthropoda; Insecta; Coleoptera; Chrysomelidae
Product: cytochrome P450 6k1-like
Exons: 5
Coding region: 165-1673 (502 amino acids)
Molecular function (GO): monooxygenase activity; oxidoreductase activity, acting on paired donors, with incorporation or reduction of molecular oxygen; heme binding
Source: RefSeq, a predicted model, not a curated record
AUAAGGCGAUACAAAAACUAAAAUGAAGUUCCAAAUUUUUUCUAAGAUGGUAGAAUGUUACUAACAUUUAUAUUCACAUACAGACCUGAGAUGUUGUAACCAUUUUAGUUCAUUUUAAAAGUAUUUGUGUUAAGUAGGCUGAUAAUAAGUUUAUUAAACCAAAGAUGCUGCUUACGUCGUCAUGGAUAAUGGAUACCACAAUAUUUAUAGCAUUUAUCAGCUCGUUGGUUUAUAAGUACUUCACAAGGAAUUUCGACUAUUGGAAAAAAAGGAAAAUUCUAUAUCCAAAACCUAUUCCACUUUUUGGUAACUUCUACGAGGUGUUUACUUUUAAAAUGACUAUUCAUGAGCGAUUGAAAGAACUUUAUGAUCAAAUAGACGCACCAUAUUUUGGAAUAUUCAUUGUGGAUGAACCUUUCUUAGUUAUAAAAGAUCCUAAGCUUAUUAAGGAUGUCUUAAUAAAAGAUUUUAACAUUUUCUGCAAUAGAACAGGUGCUGUGCCUCCAAAAACCCUUAUGGCUAAGGCAGUAUUUUUCUUGAAAAAUCCAGAGUGGAAGCAAGUGAGAGUCAAGUUAACACCAGUCUUUACUUCGGCCAUGUUGAAGAACUUACACAGUAACUGUUUAAUCGAAGUCUGUAACUGCUUGGUGGGAUUUUUGAAUAAAAAUAAGGGAAUAAUAGAUGGCAAAAGGGCAGCAGAACUUUUUUCAUCAGAAUUAAUUAUGAAAUUCGUAUACGGAGUUAAUCCACAAUGCUUCUAUGAAAAAUCUUCACAAAUUCAAACUCUUUUAAAGAAAAUAAGUGAGUUUAAUAUAAGAAAUGGAGUUAUUCAAAACCUCUAUUUCAUUAAACCAUCGUGGGUAAUGUUCUUCCAGCUAAAUUUCAUUCCUGAAAGUAUGAUGAAGUUUUUUGAAGGUGUUUUUAAACAAACGAUGGAAGCCAGGAGUCAAUAUGAUGGCAAACCACAAACUUUUGUCGAUUUCGCAAAUAAAGGUGUGAGAGAAAAACAAUCUGGAAAGGAAGAUGUUUUGGAAUACGACAUGUCAAUCGGAACUGCAAUAUCUUUUUUAAUAGCUGGUAAAGAUACAAUGACUACACAAAUUAGUUUUACUCUAUAUGAAAUUGCCAUGAAUGAAUCUAUACAAACUAAGUUAAGAAACGAAAUCAAAGAGAAUGUUAAAAAGUUCGGCGGAAUUACAUAUGAGGGUGUGCACCAAAACAAAUACCUGGAAAUGUGUAUCUACGAAACAGCGAGAAAGUAUCCUGCUGUUCCAUUCGUGGAUAGAGUGCCAAUCGCUAAUUACAAAUUUCAAGGAACAGAUUCAGUAGUGGAAAAAGGUGUAACGGUAUUAAUACCAUCUUACGCACUUCAUAGAGACGAAAAGUAUUAUCCUCAUUCUGAAGUAUAUGAUCCAGAAAGGUUUAGAGAAGAUAUAACGUCAGAAGGUUUAACUAAUAUUCCGUUUGGAGCAGGACCCAGAAGUUGUAUAGGUAAACGCCUGGGGAUUCUGAGUUUAUUAGUAGCAUUGUCUUACAUUGUUCUUAAUUUUAAUAUAGAAAAAUGUCCUGAAACUCCAUCUAAGAUCGAAUUCGACACAAAAAGUUUUACCCUUGGUUCGAAAAAGGGCCUUCCUCUUAAAAUUACGCCUAUUAUAGCAGAAGAAAAAGUAUAAAAUAUUUUAAUUAAAUUUUUGUUAUUUGUUUUAUGUUGAUUUGUUAAGAAAAAAUUAAAUUAUUAAGCAGA